Molecule: messenger RNA, 429 nt
Organism: Xenia sp. Carnegie-2017
Lineage: Eukaryota; Metazoa; Cnidaria; Anthozoa; Malacalcyonacea; Xeniidae
Exons: 3
Coding region: 1-429 (142 amino acids)
Source: RefSeq, a predicted model, not a curated record
AUGUCUUCAUUGUGUUGUGGUAAUUUAUACGAGACUCAGUCUGCGUUGCCCAAAAACGAUUUAAAAUGCCUUAAUGAGCUUUAUUCUCGUUUAUUGGUCGACGUUCGACCUAUGUUUACUAACGAGCAGCUGUUAGAUAGAAUUUAUGACCCCGACCAUACUCUGUGUCGAAAUUUUGGAGCUGAAAUAUAUGUGCCAAAGCACGCUCAUGACGGAAAGACUUGUACUGCAAUAAGGACACUUAAAAACUAUCAGCGAAGUACCAUGGUUGGGGAACGCUUAAAUGGUUUGGCCUUGAUGCAAAUUCAUCAGGAAAUUGUACCAGAUAUUGUGUUCCUAGGCAUGCUGAUGAGCCCUGAUAUGGGGCGAAACAGUCUUGUGUGCAUCAAUAUUCUGAAUAGUGAAAAUCAACGACCUUGUGAUAUGUAA